ACAGACAUCUCCAAAAAGUUGUAAUCUAGAUUCCCAUCAAGAUGACAAUAUGUCAAAUUCCACAGUGAAUAACUUCUUACAGUGUGCUGGUCUGUCUGUGAUCAUGACUGACAACAGUUUGGAGCACAUGAGGAAUCUCAAAGGAAUAAUAGAUGCAGCUGUGGAUGUCUAUUCCUUUAUGAGAUCCACCUUCAGUCAAGCCCCCAUCCUGGAGUUGUCUGGUGGGAUCAGUCUGAUUACUGAGGCUGAACAGUUCCAUGAUUUGGACUUUGUGAAGUUGUGGUUCCAGGUCAAGCUCAUGCCACUUCUGUCAUCUGUGUCCCGGCAAUUUCUGUCCUGUCUCAGCACCAAAAACUUCAGCUGUGAGACCUAUCAAGCUGUGGUAAAAGAACUAAGCCUCCAUUUUUCAAACAUGGAUCCUGUACGCCAGAGAUGGAUCUACAUGUUUUUCAUGUACCCCUUCCUUGCUGGGAAUGGAACAGCAGGUUGUAUUUCUCCUGAGGACAACAGUGAAGACUGGUUGAUGAAGAACUUUGGAUCAUUUUCUGCCAUGGCCAGCUUCAAAGACUUCACAACAUUGAACAUUGUCUUCAGCGGACUGGAAGUUCUGCAUCUCCUCACACCCGAGCAGAAGGCUGAGUUGAUUCUGCACCCUGAAAUUGGUGGACUGGACAAUGGGACAAUCAGCCUGGUCUUUGAGAGCCUGCUCAAACCUCUUCUAGAAAACCAGCACCUGAAUGUGUCACAGGCUGUGUAUGACAUGACCACACCAGCACCCAAUUACUAUACAACCACGAUGGAGCCUAGCCACUACAUGACAACUCAACAUAAUGGACUCAAAGAGAUUUUCAGAGGCUUCCUGAUGUUUCUGAAACCACUGGGGAGUUUUGUCAAGAAAUUUGCAUCUCUCAGUCAGAGGACAAACCUAACCUCUGUGAGGAGCACCACACUCACCCAGGCUGUGCUGAAUUGGACUCUGGCAGAACUAGCUGGACACUUCACCCAAAAUAUCACUGUGGGGAAUGAGACCAGGCCCAACCAGACUCCCUCGCUUGAAAACUUUGACAUCACCAACAUAGAUGAUUGGUUCCAACAUGUGGUGGUUCCUGUAUUGAAACGCUUCCUGCCUCACAAUCAGACUAAGAUCCCCCAAGACCUCACUGCUAUCUUCUAUCACCUCUUGUGA
This is a messenger RNA of Megalops cyprinoides (Indo-Pacific tarpon), 1186 nucleotides long. RefSeq lists its product as uncharacterized. Bases 50 to 1186 code for a protein of 378 amino acids. The transcript is spliced from 9 exons. Lineage: Eukaryota; Metazoa; Chordata; Actinopteri; Elopiformes; Megalopidae. The record is from RefSeq and is a predicted model, not a curated record.